This is a messenger RNA of Physcomitrium patens, 1080 nucleotides long. RefSeq names its product multiprotein-bridging factor 1b. NCBI's taxonomy places the organism in Eukaryota, Viridiplantae, Streptophyta, Bryopsida, Funariales, Funariaceae. The record is from RefSeq and is a predicted model, not a curated record. Gene Ontology annotation, cellular component: nucleus. Gene Ontology annotation, molecular function: DNA binding.
ACAUGCUUCAGUUUCUGUCUCGUCUUCUACAGUCCUGUGGGGUUCAGUGAUUGCAGCAUUGUUGUUAUUUUUGUUGUUGUCGUCGUUGUCGUGGAGGAAAUUUUGAGCACCACCUUCGACUGAGCGGCGGGUGUGUGAGAGGGUUUGUUGGAUUAGGUUGAAUAGUGUGGGACGGUUGCCUUGCACUUGUGUGAUUGGGGUGUCACUCAACUGGCUGUGGUCGAGACUUGAUUCUUAGGUUUCCUUGCACUGCUUCCUAGGUGGUCUUCAUUUGUGAGAUCUACUCAUCAGUAUGGCAGAUUUGAGACAAGACUGGGAGCCUGUGGUUGUCAGGAAGAAGGCCCCAACUUCGUCUGCAAAAAAAGAUGAGGGUGCUGUUAAUGCAGCGCGACGAGCUGGCGCCCCUAUCGAGACCAUUAAGAAAUUCAACGCUGGAUCAAACAAGGCAGCUACUAGUGCGACUGGCUUGAAUACAAAAAAGCUUGAUGACGAGACAGAUGUUCUUGCUCACGAGAAAGUGCCUUCUGAACUCAAGAAGAACAUUAUGCAGGCGCGGUUGGAUAAGAAGAUGACACAAGCUCAACUUGCACAGCUCAUUAAUGAAAAGCCACAAAUUGUUCAAGAGUAUGAGUCGGGAAAAGCAAUUCCCAACCAGCAAAUUAUCGCGAAGUUGGAACGUGUUCUUGGCGUGAAGUUGCGAGCCAAAAAAUGAAUAUUAAUGUGGAUUGUGUCCUCAAGCUCUGGAUACCACUGGUUGUGGAACGUUUUGAAGCUUUUGAGCUCCUUUCCACGUACUGUCGGUUGCGAGCCAGAAGGUAUUAAACAUAGUCAGGCUGAGGAUUGAUACUGUUUAUGGGAAGGAGUUUUAACUUAUAAUGACUUGAUUUUGCAUGUUGACUAUUUCUUGUAAUUGGAAGUUGUGCUAGUUCAGGAGUGAACCUCACUAGUUGUAAAGCUGUAGUAUUGUGGGUGUUUGUAUGGAAGUCUUCUCCGACUUACUUGCUUCUAGUGGCGCACGAGAGGUAUUAACAAUGAAAUUAUGCUUCAAAUGGAUUAUAUUGAGUAUUGUAGAGCGCCUCA